AAAAAACUUAUUUAUAGUUUCCUUUUUUUUUUUCUUUUUUGUUUUCCUUUUUUUUUCUAUAAUAAAUUUAUAAGAAAAUGUCUUCUGGUGUAGCAGUUAAUGACCAAUGUCUCGAGGUCUAUCAAGACCUUAAACUUCGUAAGAAGUACAAGUAUAUUAUCUUCAAGUUGUCUGAUAAUAACCAAGAAAUUGUUGUUGAUAAGACUUCUGAUAAUCUUGACUACGAUAGCUUCUUGGCCGACCUUCCUCCAAAUGAACCUCGUUAUGCCGUUUAUGAUUUCGAAUACGAAAAGCCUGGAGAAGGUAAAAGAAGCAAGAUUACAUUCUAUGCCUGGAUCCCUGAUACUUCCAAGGUUCGUCAAAAGAUGUUGUAUGCUUCCAGUAAAGAUGCUCUUCGUAGAAACUUGGUUGGUUUAGCUAUUGAGAUUCAAGGUACAGAUGCCUCAGAGGUUGAUUAUGAAGCUGUUUUGGAUAAGGCUAGUCGUUCUGUUUAAACAUUAUAUAAUAAAUAAAACGAUAAAAAGUGUAAUAUGCACAUAAC
This is a messenger RNA of Cokeromyces recurvatus, 541 nucleotides long. RefSeq lists its product as uncharacterized. Lineage: Eukaryota; Fungi; Mucoromycota; Mucoromycetes; Mucorales; Mucoraceae. Gene Ontology annotation, cellular component: actin cortical patch; actin cytoskeleton; cytoplasm. The record is from RefSeq and is a predicted model, not a curated record. The coding region runs from base 78 to 494 and encodes 138 amino acids. The transcript has 5 exons. Gene Ontology annotation, biological process: actin filament severing; cell motility; actin filament depolymerization. Gene Ontology annotation, molecular function: actin filament binding.